This is a messenger RNA of Punctularia strigosozonata HHB-11173 SS5, 1095 nucleotides long. RefSeq lists its product as uncharacterized. Gene Ontology annotation, cellular component: perinuclear endoplasmic reticulum; endoplasmic reticulum membrane; cortical endoplasmic reticulum. The record is from RefSeq and is a predicted model, not a curated record. Bases 1 to 1095 code for a protein of 364 amino acids. NCBI's taxonomy places the organism in Eukaryota, Fungi, Basidiomycota, Agaricomycetes, Corticiales, Punctulariaceae. The transcript has 7 exons. Gene Ontology annotation, biological process: endoplasmic reticulum inheritance; septin ring assembly.
AUGACCGGGGGUCCAAGGCUCUUCUGGACUGCACUGUCCAGCACUGCGAAGACAUCAACGGUCCUCCAGAUCUUACUAUUCCUUCCGCUUACUCUCAGCACACUCGGGACAGCGGGCUUCCUCUCUCUUUCCCUUCUUCUCUUCCUUCACGCCCUCAUUCAUGGGACUUUGCUUCUCGUUUGGGACUAUAAUCCUGCGCUCAGCGUUAUGCAGGUCCCGAUGCACUCCUUCCUCCUCUUGGUAUGCUUCAACACGUUUACGGAAACGGGGAUGGGAAAGGACUGGAUGAUAGUUGCGUCUGGGUGGUGGGGCAAGUUCUUGAGUUUUAGCAGUCCUGGUUUCAUCAUAUUGGAGGGGCUGUCCAGUUUGCUGGUCGUGCAGAAACUGGGUCAAGAGGGAAAGCAGCUUGUGAGCGAGGGCGAAGACCGCGUUCAGUUCGGUCUACUCAUUGGUGCGGCGGUUGCCUAUGUUGCUUCUGCGUGGUGGAUUGUUAUGGCGUACCCAACAGCAGCAACAUCACCCCUCUCUUCAACACUGCUAGGUGUGGCGCUCACAGCCUUCCUAUUCCUAACUUUCAUUGGCUUCGGCCUGCGACGCACGAACAUUAUCGAGUCGGCGGGCCUUUCCCUUUUCCUGGCGUACAAUGUCUGGUUAUGUGGCUUCGAUCAGAAGGCCUUCACAGAUCCUGCUUCGUCCUACGCGCCGUUACUUGGGAACAUCAUUCCUCACUUGCAAACGCUUACCAAUUUUGUGUCGAACACACUUCCGAAACCUGUGCUUAUCGCAUUGGUCUAUAGAUUGACCGUAUUCCACUUUGCUUCGCACAUCCUGCCUGCCAUUGGUGCGGAUAGCUGGGACUACGAGGGAGCGAUGGACGAUGCAGAUACACGGCCUACUGCCAAGGUUGCCCGGUUCAUGCUGACCUACCGUCAAGCCAUAUUUGUGACGGUUUACUCAAAUCUACUGUUACUUGACCAUUCGUCGCAAAUCUGGUGGCGAUGGAUCAAUAUAUUUUUUACUCUCGUCAUCUGGUCGAUUGAACUUCUUGUGAGCACGGACGAUGAUAUCGUCACCAAGGAAUGGAAAGUCCAAUAG